GCUGCCAACAGGAAAACAACCCGGCUGCUGCUUCCGGUUUGCCCGCCCUCAGUCAGCUGUCGUUCAGUUGUUUGCAAACAGUUCCGUCCACCUGGUCCAUGGUCCCCGCUGCGUCCUCUGCGGUCCUUUAGCUCCUCCACCAUGGGGGAAAACGACGACAGCGAAAUCAUAGAGCACCAUGUCGAGGAGGAGACGGAGAAGAAGGGCACGAGGAGCCGCGCAGCCUCCUCCUCGUUCCUGGAGAGCGUCACUCCAUCCGACAGAGAGGGCCACAGCGGCACCCAGUCCUCCCACAGACUGCUGGCCUACAGCGAUGCUCUCAUCUCCAUCAUCGCCACCGUCAUGAUAUUACCUGUUGCCCAUACAAAGAUGGAAGAUAAUGAGGAGGAGUUGAGGCAGAGUGUUCAGCUUCUGCUGACAACAAAGAUUGGUGUUUAUUUAAUGACGUUCCUGAUUGUGACGGUUGCAUGGUCUGCUCAUAUCAGGUUAUUUCAAGUCAUUGUACGCAUUGAUGAUUGCCUUGCACUGCUAAACCUCGCCUGCAUGAUGUUGAUAACCUUUCUACCGUACACAUUCUCUCUGAUGGCGACCUUCCCUGAGAACAUCCUCGGGAUUUUACUCUUUUGUAGUUGUGUGAUGGUGAUGGGCGUCAUACAGUCGGUGAUUGUGUUGUACGCCUUCAGCCGUCCCUUCCUGCUGAACGAGCAGAUCCAGAUCUCCGAGAACCAAACCUUCUACAAACACCACAUCCUCAAAGUCAUCAUGCGGGUUCCCCUCAUGUGCUUCUUCGCCAGCAUCUUCUCCUUCAUCUUCUUCCAGAUGUCUUACGUGCUGUUAGCAAUCGUCAUCUUCUUGCCGUACAUCUCCCGCUCUCUGAAGUGGUGUCGCAGCAAAGCAAUUGGUCCGGUGGAGGAGAGUUCAGACUCCAUGUUGUUUUACACCUACCUGCCCGACGAGCCCCUCAGCAAGGACCGAGUGGAGGCUUUCAGCGAUGGAGUUUAUGCCAUCGUAGCAACGCUUCUCAUCCUGGACAUAUGCGAGGACAAUGUUCCAGACCCGACUGUUGUAGAGAAGCAGUUUGGCGGGAGCCUGGUCGCAGCUCUGCAGGUCAACGGCCCAGAGUACCUAGCCUACUUUGGUUCCUUCGCCACCGUCGGCCUUCUCUGGUUUGUGCACCACUCCCUUUUCCUCCAUGUCACCAAGACAACACGCUUCAUGAGCCUGCUCAACACCUUCUCACUGGCGUUUGUCGGAGGUUUGCCUUUAGCCUACCAGCUAACACACGAAUUCCCACGCAACUCUCGCAACGAACUGGAAGCCAUUCAGAUUAGCUGCGUGAUCAUUUUCUUCGCUGGUAUAUUUCAGCUCGCUAUUUGGGUGUUCGCUCUUUAUAAUGAACAGCAAACUCUGCACCCUUAUGUACGAUACGGGGGACGCGAGCAUGUGUUUAUGCUAGCUAAGCUAUCUCUGUACCCCUGCGUCGCUCUGGGGACGUUUUUCCUAACAUGUAUAUUGAGUAAAUUCAGCGCCUCGAUUUUCCACCUGAUGGAGAUUACGGUGCCUUUUGCUUUUCUUGUGCUGAGGCUGUUGGUGCGUGUUGGGCUAGCAUUGCUACGGCUCAUUUUCUGUCCUGACAGGCCCGACCAGAGGGGUGUUGUAGAAGAGGAAGAUGACGAGACAAGAGUGCCAUUCAACGCUUUAGUUACCGAGCUAGCUUGAAGAGAAGUGGCCACAGAUAAUUAGGCUAACUGACAAACUGACGAGCUAAUACACUCGGUCUCUGAAAGAGUUACUGUAGAGGAUUGCAUCGGGAAUCAUAUGGAGAAUAAGAUUGUUCUCUUUUCAACAUUUGAACUGGUUUUAAUGUUGAGAAGAAUAUACUAAUGCUAUGUUAGAUUAGCGAAUAAUCAACAAUCAUCUUCAAGCUCUCUAAAGCUCAGUUUGAAAAGACCCAUAAGAUGGUUUCCAACUUUGAUUUUAAAGCUCACAUGUCCGGAAGUAGCAAAAGAUCAAACAUGAGAAUGGCUCAUUUCUAUUUUCAGGGAGUGCUUGAAGUCAUAUAAGCUAGCUCAUGAGUCAUGAUUUAGCUGUUUAUGGACUUCAAUAGAACAUAAAAAGCAGGUUUUUAUAAUUAUAGUUUGGUUUCUGUGCCAAGUAAGAUGAGCAGUCCGUCCAACUGGUUUGGUUUAAAUUCAGCCUUUAUUUCUUUUUUAAGCAUGUUCAGACAUGUCGCAGAAAACAAAACAUAAGUAUUUAAAUACUUUGUGAAUGACAAGGAAAGUUUGGUUUUCUCAAGUUCAUCUACUUUCAGACUUAAACACUGUUAGCAAACAAGCUAACAGGGUUUAGGUCAGUAGUGUUUGCACUUUAAACAUUGUCCAGCCAUGAAUGUGAAUUUGCACUGUUUCUGAUUCAUAUAUUUGUUUGCAAAGCCCAGUGAAAUGUCAUCUCACCUUUUCAGUUAUGUCUAUGUAUGUAUGUCUUCUACUGUUAUCUCUAACUAGGACGACUGUGCACUCAAAUCACACCCAACACUGUAUAUUUAAAAGUAGAAAAAGGCCACACUGUGCAUGGUUGUUGUAGAUUUUACUUUUAGUUGUAAUGAUUUCAGGUUUUUUUAUUUCAAUCCUGUCUUUAAAAAAUAAUGUCAACCUAAUGUUAUUAUAUGAUAUUAACAUUCAGAAAACUAUUAUUUAAAUAGUUGUUUCUGGUAAAUAGUCCUGAAGCCACUUCUCAUGGCUGUGACGAUGUGCUGUGCUAUGAUGUACAGUUACGUGUUCGAUACCGAUUUAGAAGGGACUUAAAUCUGAGACGCACUUUAAUGGAAACCUGUCAGGUGAUGAGAAGUGCAACAUACAUCAUAUCGACAAGAGACUAAACAACACAGAGUUAAAUGACUGACAACAACAAAGAAAAGUCCAGUUAUCACUUUUUAUGACUCAACUGGCUAUGAAUGUGGUGGACAUGUCAUGCUUUUUGGCAUUUCUUAUUCCGUUGGUGACUUAACAGCAGCUUUCAGAUCCAAGAUGCAUUUAGAACAAAGUAUGGUUUUAUUUAUUAUCUCCGCCUCGUGUAGCCUCGGGGGGAUUGUGUGAGUGUGUGUUGCAAAUCUCGCAUAUAACUGAAGACAUCAGCAUAAUAUUUUGUGUGCUUAUUUAUGACUGUAUUCUCAAGGACCUUUCGUGGUUGCGGUGAUUCACAAUCCACAAACCUAUUUUACUGAGUGAUCUAUACCGUCACUGCCUCCUCGCGCCUCUUAACCGCUUGGUCGGCAACUGCUUCAGGAGCAAAAGUCAUUUCCGACAUUCGGGUUGGCUAAAAACAAGCCUUACGUAGUCUUUGUCAUAGGGCUGGGUGAUAAUUGAAUAUCAUAAUUUAUAAUCGUGAUGAAAUCAUGUCGAGAUAUCACGAUACACAAUUACAUUGUCUAUAUAAUUAGAAAACAUGUCAAACCAACUCAAAUGUUUCUGAAUGACUGAUUAUGAUCUGUAUUUGUGCAUGCAUGUAAACAGUCAGUGUAAAGCUGGAAAUAUUUGUUUUUUAGAUGCAAAUUUACGUGAAAUGGUUAUGUUCAUUUUGCACUAUAGUUCUUAAUAAAUUAGGAAAAUACUCAGAACAUUUAGUCAACUAUUUAAUUCACACAGUAGACAAAGUAGGCUUUACUAUGUAAUCAUUUCAUGUAUACAAUUUAUUUAUUGGAUUACCUGAAAUGAUGCUAUAUGUGAUGUAUAUCAUUAUCGAGAUGGAAGAUGUUGGCCAUAUUGCCCAGCCCUACUUUGGCACGGUUAAAUAAACCAGACAUCCAUGGAAAGGUUUGGUCUCAAUUUGAAUCGGUGCAUCUUCAGAUUAAUUCCAUACACGAUGUGUUAUGACGGCACGAUACGAGAUGAAUACAUCUCCGUUUAGGUUAUCUUCACCACCAUCAUGACUGUAGGAGGGACAAUUUAGUGAAAUAUAACUGUUUGUUUGGGAGAGGGAGAGACACCUGGCGGAGAUCUGCGCUAUAGUCUGCACUUUUCUAGUAAAUUAUUAUUUGUAUGUGAUCUGAAAUCAGCUUUGGUUGAUUAGAAUGGGAACAGUGUCAGUUCUAUGAUUUAUAUGAAGGAAUCAAUGCGUUGUUUGUUUGCCAUUCAUCAUGACACUUUGCAUCCAAACAUAACUAAUUACAUUUUCCAGACCAUAUUUUCACAGUUCCAGUCAGAGUUGUAGUGACGUUUAGUGUUUCCAUAGAUGCCGAAUCACCACUCCAAACUCAUGACCUCUUUCUUGUUGUCUGUUGUUUGUGGGGCCACAGGAGUCCCUCUCCAAAUAUUAAUUUGACAGGUUUCUGUUGUCAAUGUUUAGUUGUCUGUUUUGUAAAAGCUACACGAGCGCAAACGCUGCAUUUGCUUUUUCACACUGUGCAAAAUGUUUUUUUUCUUCCUCAAUGUCAAAUCGAAAAAUAUCAAGCUUUGUUUUGUGAAUAAAUCUGAAGUUGUUCCUUCAAUGUGGAAGUGCA
Messenger RNA from Cottoperca gobio, 4498 nucleotides. It is a transcript of the gene tmem175, whose product is annotated as transmembrane protein 175. Lineage: Eukaryota; Metazoa; Chordata; Actinopteri; Perciformes; Bovichtidae. The coding region runs from base 142 to 1719 and encodes 525 amino acids. Gene Ontology annotation, molecular function: proton channel activity; potassium channel activity. The record is from RefSeq and is a predicted model, not a curated record. The transcript has 10 exons.